GGUACAUACCCACGUCUAGAGAACGUUGAGAAGACUACUCCUUUAGGAUGUAUUAGACUAAACCAAGACUAUAGAUAGAUAUAGAUAGAUAUACUAUAUACUAUAUACUGUAGAUACUAUAAGAUAUUGAUCUGCUGGACAAAACACAUAGCAUGCUGCUACUGCUUUUCACACUCUGUAGUCUGCUCAGUUGUGCCUUCAGUCAGUGCGAGGAGGGAUGGAGAGCAUAUGAGGACAAGUGUUACUACUUCUCUACCAACAAAAAGUCCUGGGAUGAUGCCCGCACAGACUGUGUGGGACGGGGGAGCCAUCUGAUGAGCAUCCUGGACAUUCAUGAGAGGACAUGGGUGCGGACUCAGAUUGGUACAGAGAUUUUCUGGAUCGGUCUGAAUGACAUUGCUGCUGAGGGAGUGUGGGAGUGGACUGACGGGAGCACCUUCCUCCCCUACUUAGCAUACUGGAAACCAGGCAAUCCUGACAACUGGCAGGACAACGAGGAUUGUGGGGAGGUGGUCGGGGGAGAACAUGGACAAUGGAAUGAUGACGUCUGUGUUAACCUGCAGAAGUAUAUCUGCAAGCGCCCCAACCCUAAUCCUCCAACAACGUGCGACACAGCCAACGGAUGGAGCCAGUAUGGAUCCAACUGCUACAAACUACAGACAGACACCAGGAAGAGCUGGUUGGGAGCCAGAAAUGACUGUGUGAGGGACGGGGCGGACCUGGUGUCCAUCGCAUCACAGGAAGAGGAGCAGUACGUCACAGGACGACUGGACUCUUCCAUGUACGACCUCUGGCUUGGCUACACCACUCUGAAAUGCACAACAAUAUCAUGUCAGGUUGAAAUUAACAGCGUUCAGUUCAGCUGGUCUGAUGCUUCUACAGGGGCCUACGUCAACUGGGGAACCGAUCCUCAUCAGCCAGAUCUCAGUGAAAAGGAGAACGGGAUUUGUGUCGCAGUGAUCAAGGAGGCGGGACAGGACUUUGGGAAGUGGAAGUCCCAUAUAUGCCGUCAUGAGCGCCCUUACAUGUGCAAAAGAGCACUCAACACCAUUUGCCCUCCCGGUUGGAUCAGUUUCAGUGGGAGCUGUUACUGGGUGGUCAGCAACAAGAUGCUCCUGACCAGCUGGCAUGAGGCUCAACAGAAGUGUUCAAGUGAGGGGGCUAACCUGGUGACAAUUAAGACUCAAGAGGAGCAAUACUUCAUCAACACUCAUCUGCCUGAACUUAAUCAAGGGGAAGUGCCUGAUAUGUGGAUUGGUGUUGCAGAUCAGGACCAGGAUGGUACAUUCAGAUGGGUGGACAAAACAGAUAUUAUGUUCUCCAAUUGGAAACCUAACUUUCCCAAGAACACAGCAAACCUCUGGGACUGUGGUCAAAUCUACACCGGAGAUUUCUCUGGAAAAUGGGAAACAACCAACUGCUUCAAAAACCUGGGAUACAUUUGUAAAAUGGUGGGGGGUCAAAAUGUUAAGCCUACGUCUGUUCCAGAUUCUCAUUGUGAUGCUGGAUAUCUUCUCUAUGGAGACUACUGCUAUCACUUUGAGACUGAAAUGGUGAAAAAAUGGCAAGAUGCUGAGAGUUACUGUGCCAAUCAAAAUGGCCACCUGGCAAGUUUUCAUACUCAAGAGGAACUGAGCUUCAUAACUACUCAUAUGCCCGGCCCAUCCUGGGUUGGUCUUAGUGACAUUACGACAGAAGGAGUGUGGGUCUGGACUGAUGGGACUCCAUCCGACUUUCUACCAUGGGCGCCCAACCAGCCUGACAACUGGCAGGGCAAUGAGGAUUGUUCCAAUAUUCGGGGAUUCAACCACCAUGAAGCUGGGCUACUCAACGAUGAGUUCUGUACAAUGACAUUAGAAUUUGUCUGCAGAAAAGCAAAAGGUCAAGGACCCCCACCCAGACCUCCCACAUCGGGGCCAGAUUGGAAUGAGAAGUGUGGCUCUUGGAUGUCAGACCCGUUCAAUGACUACUGCUACCUGUUUAACUACCUGUCCACGAGGAAAUGGGCUGAUGCACGUGCUGACUGUGUGAACCAGGGAGGGGACCUUCUCAGCAUCACCGAGCCCUUUGAACAGGCCUUCAUUCAAUCUCAGGUCCAGCUGAUUCCUACGGGGGUGUCCAUGUGGAUGGGGGGACAUGACUCCAUUACAGAGGGGGGCUGGGAGUGGACUGAUGGCUCUCCUUUCAGAUACAUCCACUGGAACUCAGGCAACCCAGACGACUAUGAAGGAGAGGAUUGCCUUUCCAUGCUCAUCAACACCGGCUACUGGAACGAUGACAACUGUGACUACAAUAGAGGAUACAUAUGCAAGCGCAGAGGAAACACACCAGUUUCUCCUCCACCCCACGAUGGGUUUGAAACUGCUUACAUCUGUGAGGACUCCAGUGCUGUCCUCCACUGUGACACCAACAGCUCCAUCAACAUCCAGUCAGCUUUCUUUGGCCGCAAGAGUGACAAGAUCUGCCCCCACCAGGAAGGAGCUUCAGGAACAUGCACUGUAGAUGGCAUCCUGCCUUUGGUACGAAAGGCGUGUGAAGGCCGACCCUUCUGCUUCUUGUAUGCCCAUGCUGAAACUGACCCCUGCCCUUCCAUCUCCAAAUAUCUGGAAGUAGUGUACAGCUGUGAGCAACAUGUGUGUCUGAAAAGUCUGGGUCUGGCCCAGGGUGGUACCGUCCCGGACGCAGGAUUCUCUGCCUCUUCCUCAAUUGGUUCUAGCAAUGGUCCUAGCAAUGGUCGCCUGAAUAGUAACUCCUGCUGGAAAACCUCAAGCCCCGUAAACUCCUGGAUCCAGGUGAACCUAGGCGAAACCAAAAAGGUCACAGGGGUCGUGAUGCAAGGGUGUAAAGAUGCAGAUCACUGGGUGACUAAAUUCAAGAUCCAGCACAGUAUGGAUGGAGGCCAAUGGACUGACUACGUAGACGACGGAGGGCAAUUCCCAGGCUCAACGGACAGGAACACGCCAGAGACCUACAUCAUGGGGACUCCUGUCUCUGCCCAGUAUGUCAGGAUUCUUCCCCAGGAAUUCAACGGACAGGCUGGACUUCGCUUUGACAUCCUGGGAUGUACACCUGACUAUGCUGUGACCUGUAGUGCAAAGCCCAACUUUGACUUUGCCAGUGACCGUAGGACUGUCCACUGCCCAGCAGGAUGCGCACGGAAGACAUACACUGUGUACGGGUCAACAAAAUAUAGAGGGGACUCCCACAUUUGUGCAGCUGCGAUCCAUGCCGGAGUAAUCCUGAAUGAUAUUGGAGGAGACUGUACUAUGUUGAAGGAACCGGGCCAGAACUUCUACAGCGGCUCCACCAAGAACGGCAUCACCUCCAGGCAGUAUGAUGGGAACUAUCAAAUAUCAUACCAGUUUGCAGAUGGAGAGUUGAGAUGCUUGGGGCCUGACUGGUAUGAAUUUGGGGAAUUCUGCUACAAGCCCUACGGAGAUAAAAAGACAUGGCAUGCAGCCCGUGGCGAGUGCAGGAAGCUGGGAGCUGACCUGGUGUCCAUUCAGUCCAUGACGGAACAGAGCUGGCUGGAGAGCUACCUUUACAUGGCCACCAAUGAUGUGUGGAUUGGGCUGAAUGAUUUGGGCUUCUCAGGCCUGUUCUCCUGGUCAGACAACCACUGGGUCACUUUCACCUACUGGGCACCAGGAGAACCCAACAACCAUCAAGGCUUCAAUGAGGACUGCGUGGAGAUGUUUUAUCAGACUGGUAGAUGGAAUGAUGUCCCCUGCACGGAACUGAACACUUAUAUAUGCAAGAUGCCCAAAGCACACUACCCGCUUCCCUCCGUCAUGCCCACGGUGUACGGAUGCCCACAGGGCUGGGAUGCCUAUGGUUAUUCCUGUUACUGGAUGGAAGAGACCGCCAGAACCUGGUCAGACGCCAAGGCCUUCUGCGAGCAGCAGAACAGCAAACUUCUGCACAUUGGGGACAUUUAUGAACAGUCCCACUUCACGGUGAAGCUGGCUGGAUACACUGGUUUGUGGUGGAUUGGACUGAGGGCAGGGGGUGAUUCAGGAGGGGUGGAUUACAUUUGGGAUAAUGGAGCACCUCUCACCUUCACACACUGGGAUCGAAACCAGCCAGAUAACCACGUGGGAACCUGCGUUGGCAUGACUACGGGCCCUACUGGUGGGUUCUGGGAUGACAAGCAAUGCACUGAGGCAUUCCCAUUCGUGUGUGAGACACCAAGGCCUGACAUCACACCGCCCACUAAACCUCCAACUCCUCCCCCUUCACCGGACUGUGCGGACGGUUGGACGGCUGAGCGACACUUCAGGAACUGCUACAGGCUCUUCACGGUGGAUUUCUCCAAGAAGAAGAGUUGGUCUGCAGCCCGUGAGGACUGUACGUCCAGGGGGGCAGACCUUGUCAGUAUCCAUAGCAUGGAGGAAGAGAACUUCCUGUCCACGCACACCAAGGGGAAGUCCAUGUGGAUCGGGCUGAAACACAACCCUACAGAUGGAGGUUACCACUGGAGUGACGCUACUCCUGUGAGCCACACCAACUGGGGACAUGGGGAGCCCAACAACCAUGAGGGUCGUGAGGACUGUGUAGAGAUGGUGAGCAACACAAAUGGAACGUCGUCUUGGUGGAACGAUCUCAACUGUGAUGCCCAUCAGGACUGGAUCUGCAUGAUCUCCAAGGUGAAGAAGCCCAUCGUGCCUCCAGUGCCCCCUCCUCCUGUUCCAGCACCUGACUGCGGUACCAACGCUGGCUGGAGGAAGAACAAUGGCAUCUGCUAUUACUAUAACGAUACCGACAUAGUGGACUUCUACCAAGCUAUGUCCCGCUGCUACGCUGAGAAGGCCCAUCUGGUCUCCAUCUUAAACAAAGACGAACAGGCGUACAUCAACACAAUGAUUGGGACGGGAAAGGCCGAAUCAUCGUGGAUUGGAAUGCUGGUGUUUGGGAUCGCAGCAGACCAAUACCAGUGGGUGGACUGGUCCCCUGUCACAUAUGUUUUCUGGGGUCCGGGAGAGCCUAAUAAUGCCAAUGGGGAGGAACAGUGUGUCCAGAUGAACAGACAUCAAGGUAAUUGGAACGAUGUCAACUGCGCCCGUACCAAUGCAGGUUACCUGUGUAAGAAAUACCCUGGUGAAGACCACACCCCUCCUCCUCCCACCCAACCCUGGACGGGAUACUGCCCAGAGGGAUGGAAACUGUUCCGAAACAAGUGCUUCAUGUUCCAAGGACACAAGCACGGGAUGAAAGGCAACUGGACCUUCGCUCGGAGUUGGUGCAAAAGUAAAGGAGCAGAAUUGGCUGUCAUCGACAAUCAAUAUGAGAACGACUUUGUGUCCAGCUAUCUAAGGGAACUGAAGCGGUCAACAUGGAUUGGCUUGACAGACAGCCUGGUGGAAGGGGGGUUUGGCUGGAGUGACGGUGUGAGUCCGGUGUUGUACACCAACUGGGCCGACAAGGAACCCAACAACGAUGGAGGGCGGGAGCACUGCACCGCCAUUACUCAUAACUCCUUGGUGAGCGGACGCUGGAACGAUGACUUGUGCACUGAGGAACAUAGCUGGGUCUGCUCCAUGAAGAAAUCAAGCAGUAUGGCUCCGCCAGCUCCAACCCCAAACCCCUGCCCCGCUGGCUACGUCUCCUGGUAUAAUAACUGCUACAAGCUGGUGGAGGAGCCCAAGACGUGGGAGGCAGCUCAGCUGGCAUGUGAGCAGGAAGUGGGCAACUUGGCCAGCAUUGACAUGAGCUACGACCAGGCCUUCGUGGCUGGGGCUGUACUCCAGGGCAAGGCAGACGCAUGGAUUGGACUCCGACGCAAGGAUGAUAGCAGUUCAUAUACCUGGACAGACGGCUGGCCAGUGUUCUUCACUCACUGGGGACCUGGGGAACCUAGCAACCACAAAGCAGAGGGCUGUGUGAGCAUGCAUGCAGACCGCAUCUUCCAUGGAACGUGGAAUGACACCGAUUGCAAUUCUGCCAAGGCCUACAUCUGCAAGAUCACCUCAGAGUCUCCUCCUCCAACCCCAGCCCCCGGAGAUGGGAAAUGCCUUCAUGGCUGGGUUCCCUAUGGUCGCUAUUGCUACCUUGUACACAACGGGCCCCAGGGAUUCUCCUGGCCAGAGGCCAGACACUACUGCCAAGGAAUGAGAGGAGACCUGGUGUCCAUCCACAGUAGAGCAGAGGUGGAGUUCAUCUUGAAAAUGAACUACACCAGGGUGCACAACGUCUGGAUCGGCCUGACCAGGGACAACAACUUUGGUUGGAGUUGGACAGACAUGCAGUCCUUGGCUUUCCUGAACUGGGCGCCCAACGAGCCCAACGAAGCCUUCCACCAAGGAGACGUGGGAGGAGAGAACUGUGUCGAGAUGUACCCUGACGGACAGUGGAACGACAACAACUGUAUGCAGAAGAGAGGAUAUGCCUGUCGCCAUCGCCAAUACUACACCACAGAUGACGGUGGUAUAGUCAUUCCCACUGAUGCUCCCCCAGCUAACAGUGCAGGACUGAUAGCUGGGGCUGUGAUUGGGGCCAUAGUCGUCUUCACCUUGAUAUUUGGACUGCUAUAUUAUGUCUUUAGUAUCAGAGGGGUCAAGCUGAGUGACGUCAGCUUCCCAACAAGAACGGGAAAGAGCGUCGAUGUGCCUGCUUUUAACAACCCCAACUUUGGAGGAGAAUCGGAAACAUGAAGCAUUGGAUCUGGAUCAGUUUUUGAAUGUUUGUAAUGAAUCGCGAUUGCCACACUUUCUCUUGUAUAAGAGAUCACCAUCUCAAUAACUUAGGUCUGUUUUAAUAAACCAUGAAUACAACGAUAUCUAAGAACUGUUUUUGAGACGUGCAUUUUUGAGAGAAUAUGUUUUCUAUUAAUCUCUUUUAAUUCUUAUAAAUCAGUCGGCAACAUAUAAUAUUUUUUUGAUUGAUGCUUGUUGUUGUAUAUAUCACACUACAUUAGCAAUAAAAUCACCUUUCUGAAACAAAUUGGGCUGCCACGACCACCGGAGAUUUCAUAUAUCUGCCAAAUGGCAAAGCUAUUUUACGAUAAUGUAUGAAAUAGUAUUAUUUACUGUUGUAUUUAAUGUAUUGAUAAUGCACUAUUUUCUAAAAGAGGUUUGAAUAAAAUAAAAUACACUUUUAAUACUAUUUCUAAAUGUAUUGCGUGCCGGAGACCUUUUCAAAUGUGUCUGUGGCUGAAAAUAUCGUAGUUAUAUUUUCCCCUGAUUUUACUUUUGUAAAACCGAUAAAUAUAAAACAAACAUGUUUGAAGAUAUGUUUUAUGUUUGCUCAGAUUAGAAUAUUGUGUAUUGAAUACUGAAUUUAUAUAUUAUAAUAAUAUAUAAUAUUGAAUACUCUAUCAAGAGAAUAUUCACUUGGUGUUCUAUUCUUCUAACUGCUAUGGUAUAGAAAUAUCCUUGAUGUAUUCAACUUUUCACUGCUGGUAUAGUGACUUGCCAAUUUUAAUAGAGAAAGUACAAAUUGUUUUGUAAAUUAAUAUGAGAUCAUACACUG
Molecule: messenger RNA, 7467 nt
Organism: Coregonus clupeaformis (lake whitefish)
Lineage: Eukaryota; Metazoa; Chordata; Actinopteri; Salmoniformes; Salmonidae
Product: macrophage mannose receptor 1
Exons: 49
Coding region: 153-6650 (2165 amino acids)
Molecular function (GO): carbohydrate binding; signaling receptor activity
Source: RefSeq, a predicted model, not a curated record